CCCCGCCCCUUCCUGUUGGCGUGGAGGCUGUCGGGUCUUGAGCAGAGCGGACACGUGCUGAGUUGGUGAACGCAGUGAGAAUCGCGAGGACGCAGACAUGAGGCCAGGAUUCAGUCCCAGAGGAGGAGGACGAGGAGUUGGGUUCGGUGACCGAGGAGGGUAUGGAAGCCGUGGAGGGUUCGGCGACCGCGGAGGCCGAGGAGGGUUCGGUGACCGCGGAGGCAGAGGCGGUUUUGGAGGACGUGGCAGAGGAGGGUUUGGUGAUCGCGGCGGCAGAGGAGGAUUUGGCGAUCGUGGUGGAAGAGGGGGAUUUGGUGGCGGCAGAGGAAGGGGCGGACCUCGAGGAAGAGGUGGAAGAGGCGGAUUUGGAGGAUUCGGAGCAGGAAGGAAAGUGGUGGUGGAACCACAUAGACACGAAGGAGUGUUCAUCUGCAGAGGGAAGGAGGACGCGCUGGUGACAAAGAAUCUCGUUCCUGGGGAAUCGGUCUAUGGGGAGAAGAGGAUGUCGGUGGAGGAGGGAGAAACCAAGAUUGAAUACAGAACCUGGAAUCCAUUCAGAUCGAAGUUGGCAGCCGCCAUCUUGGGUGGCGUCGAUCAGAUCCACAUAAAGCCCGGUGCUAAAGUCUUGUAUCUGGGAGCUGCUUCUGGAACUACCGUAUCCCACGUUUCUGACCUGGUUGGCCCUGAAGGCCUGGUGUAUGCCGUGGAGUUCUCUCACCGAUCGGGCCGCGAUCUCAUCAACGUAGCCAAAAAGCGCACAAACAUUAUCCCCAUUAUCGAGGACGCCAGGCACCCCCACAAAUACCGCAUGUUGCUAGGAAUGGUCGAUGUCGUUUUCGCCGAUGUUGCGCAGCCGGAUCAGACCAGAAUUGUAGCCUUAAACGCCCACAAUUUCCUGAAGAAUGGCGGCCAUUUUGUCAUAUCCAUAAAGGCAAAUUGCAUUGACUCGACAGCGGCUCCGGAGGCCGUUUUUGCAUCGGAAGUGAAGAAGAUGCAGCAGGAGAACAUGAAGCCCCAGGAGCAGCUGACCCUGGAGCCGUAUGAGAGGGACCACGCAGUGGUGGUCGGCAUCUACAGGCCUCCACCGAAACAGAAGAAAUAAUCCGGACUCUCCAAAACCCUUUAAGACUUUAUUUUUUAUAUGUUUGGCAACUUAUUUUUACGCCGAUUUUUCUCCUUGGAAGAGCGAUGAUUGCCAGGACUACCCAGAAUUUGUCAUCUACCUCUCCCGCCUGAGCUCAGCAGAGCCGACGUUUGAGGAUCACAACCAUCUCCAUUUAAUAGAACAUUACAGAGAAUCGACUCCCUUUUUAUAACGCCAUCGUCCCUGCCGUAGUAUGAAGAGGGGGGGUGCAAGCAGUCGUGUUUUUAAAUGCUGUAAUCUAAUAGUAACCAAUCAGAAUUCGUCUUGUGCUUGAUUACAAAAUUGGAUCCUGAUUGGCUGCUAUGGGUUACAACACUUUGGAAUUGGCCCCCUUUUUUUUUUUUAUUGGAAACAGCUGAAGUUUUGUUUAGCGCAUGUAGGUACCACAGAUGCAUCGCAUGCCGCCCGUAGGUCCGAGAUGCUUUGCCAUUAAAUGAGAAAUAUAACCUGAUCCCUUCUGCUUGGAUAUUAUUAUACGAGGAGGUGUGGAGAUUUAUUAAAGGACGUGUCCACUUUAUCCAUUUCAUAUAAAUUGUAUCUUUGUUAUACCACCUUUAAUUGUGGCGGGUUUCCAGUUCCAUUGUUUAGAUUGCAGUAGUAAUGUCAAUGUUGGGGAAGAUUUAGUUAAAAUAAAAAGCAGACGGCUGGGUGCCCAAAUAACAUUUUUCUUUGUUCUGACCAAUCAGUGAUGUUUCUUGGGCUCCUGCCAUGCCCCUGAGGAAGUGUGUACAGUGUUCUGCUACUGUACUGGGAGACAGAACUGGCACAUGAGUGGACAAGCCCUUUAAGGGUCAUUUUUCUUUAAUGUCAAUUCCUUAUUAAACAUUGCUGCAGAAUUGAGUUUUUAUUGAACACCUUUUUAGGAAGAAAAAAAAAAUGAAAAGAAUGAUUUAAUUUUUUUUAUUUUAUUUUUUCACCUCCCCCCUUACCUUGCUAUUGUAUAUUUUUAUAUGAUGUGAUAAAGCUGGAACAGAACAGUUUAUGGAAGUAAACAGUUAUCUAUAAAUA
Rana temporaria (common frog) is the source of this 2152-nucleotide messenger RNA. It is a transcript of the gene FBL, whose product is annotated as fibrillarin. Bases 98 to 1102 code for a protein of 334 amino acids. The transcript is spliced from 9 exons. Gene Ontology annotation, cellular component: Cajal body; box C/D methylation guide snoRNP complex; small-subunit processome. Gene Ontology annotation, molecular function: histone H2AQ104 methyltransferase activity; rRNA methyltransferase activity; RNA binding. Gene Ontology annotation, biological process: box C/D sno(s)RNA 3'-end processing; rRNA methylation. The record is from RefSeq and is a predicted model, not a curated record. Lineage: Eukaryota; Metazoa; Chordata; Amphibia; Anura; Ranidae.